Molecule: messenger RNA, 1687 nt
Organism: Malaya genurostris
Lineage: Eukaryota; Metazoa; Arthropoda; Insecta; Diptera; Culicidae
Product: aladin-like
Exons: 3
Coding region: 183-1619 (478 amino acids)
Biological process (GO): nucleocytoplasmic transport
Cellular component (GO): nuclear pore
Molecular function (GO): protein binding
Source: RefSeq, a predicted model, not a curated record
UGGCAACAGUGAUCGCAAGGCAUUUAUUAUUUACAGCAGGGAGCAACCGGAAUAAGAAGAGACAUAUUUUUCUGGAAAAAGAAGCCAGUUGUCUGGUCCGGUCCUAGACCUUUUCUAUAACGAUUAACGGUUAAAUUCACUAUUUAUAACUUUAUUGUAGACAAAAACGAUUGUUCAUCACGAUGGCUUCUUUGAACGCUUUUCCAGAUUUUCCAAGUCCUGGUGAAAUAACGGUUUGCGAGCGAGGUGGACGUAUAUGUUCCUUGCCGGCAAACGAAGUAAACGCAAGUUUGUCCUGUAAAUUGUUAUCUUAUCCGGAAAUUAACAUUGGACGAGAACUGUUUCAUCACGCUGCCACUCAUAUCCGUGAAGAUCGACGAACUAUUAUGAUGCCGGUUAAUGAAACACUUCUGAAGCGCAUCACGCGGACUUUUUUUGAAGAAGGGACUGUGGAAGCAUUGAAAGAAGCUGCUAAUUAUGCCAGUACACAGUACAACCCGCUGAUCGGUUCUAUUGCUAGGUAUAUGUUGAUUGUAGUGAGCAUUGGAAAUCACAUCAAAUUAUUUCUAAAACCUCAUCUUAAAGACCAAGGGAUAGAUUCAGUCGCAAAAUAUUCUCAGACCAAGGACUGGUCUAAAAGCGCCAUACGGUAUAUAUCUUGGCAUCCGAAUUGUUUCAAGAUAGCAAUCGCCGCAUCAGAUGAUACCAUUAGAGUAUAUAGUGACGAACCAAAUAUAGUCCCUAUUUUGAAAAGUGGUGCACAAAAAUUUGUAGGCUCGCUUGCUUGGCGUCCAUUUGCAUCAGGAGAGCUUGCUGUUGGUUGUCAAAAUGGAGUAUUGGUAUGGAAUAUUGAUCCCAAUAGUUUGAUUGCAAGACCGCUUUCGCAAGCUGUUCAGCUAAAAUAUAAACAGCAUUAUCCAGUUACAUCUGUUGAAUGGAGUCCAAAUGGGUGCUUGCUAUCGACAGCAAGUAUAAACAAUCCCGAUAUACUCAUCUGGGACGUAGACCAAAAUAGACAGGUGCCAUUACGUCGCGUAGGUCCUCCAUGUGCUCUUUUGAAAUGGUCCCCUACCGGUACUCGAUUGUGCUGCACGACUGUUGGCAACGUGUUCCGUGUAUGGCAAACUAAUAAGUGGAUUCCGGAUCGUUGGACAAUCAAUCACGGUACUAUUCAGUCCAUAGUUUGGUCGAAUUCUGGCUCCCACUUGCUUUUUGUUACUACGGAAGAUAGUUUCCUUUACUGCUUAGGAUUUGUUGAGGAUGAAGUAUUCACAUCUACAUUAGUGCCAAAAUCAGCACUACCUGUUGCAGACCUGUCAAAAAUUCUGAUUGAUCAAGUGGAAGUAGGUGGCCGUCCGCAGGCUUUGGCUUGGUGUCCCCAAAGUCAAUAUUUGGCUAUUACGUUUAAAGAUACGUCUGCGAUAGCAAUUUUUAAUACAGUUAUCAAUCGGACUCAGCUGAAUAUAUCACCGGCAUGUUUUCUUACCGGAACAGGAAUUGAAAACGCUUCUUGUAUCUGUUUUCAACUAAAUCUUGGGAGGCGCUCAAACGAGAAAAUGAAAACGGUUUUGACUAUAGGUUGGUCCAGUGGAAGAAUACAAUAUUUCCCAUUUGUUUAGUUAUUUUAUUGAAUUAGCAUUUUCAUGGUCGAUAUAUUUUUAGUUAAUAAAAUGAGUAACAUCACCUA